GACACAAGUACAGAACGAGCACGUGAAUUCAAGAUAAGAAUCGCCAUCUUCUCAGAGAGUCCGGGGAGAAGAGCGGGAAUCCGGUGAGCUCCUAUGGAAGCAAUUUUACGGCUAUCUUACGACACUACCGUGAAGAUUAUGUCACGCUCUUUGGAGCGGAAUUUGCUCCCUGACGUUGUCGUCAGGAGGCUCACUCGUCUGCUUUUAGCAUCUCGCCUUCGCUCCGGCUAUAAAGCCUCCUCUCAACCUCAACUCUCCGAUCUCCUCCAUUUUGUACACUCUUUGAGGGAGAUGCCUAUCGCCAUCGAAACUGAUAAACCAAAAGUUCAGCAUUAUGAAUUACCGACCUCUUUCUUCAAGUUGGUGCUGGGCAAGAAUCUCAAAUACAGUUCUUGUUACUUUUCUUCUGCGUCAAACACACUGGACGAUGCUGAAGAAGCAAUGUUGGAACUAUACUGCGAGAGAUCACGCAUAAAAGAUGGUCAUACCGUCCUAGACGUUGGAUGUGGCUGGGGAUCGCUGUGCAUAUACAUCGCCAAGAAGUACAGUAAUUCCAGAGUUACAGGAAUCUGCAACUCGACAACCCAGAAAGCGUAUAUAGAGGAGAAGUGUAGGGAUCUUAUGCUGCAAAAUGUGGAGAUCAUUGUUGCAGAUAUUAGCACAUUCGAAAUGGAUGCUUCUUAUGACAGAAUAUUUUCCAUAGAAAUGUUUGAGCAUAUGAAGAAUUAUAAAGAUCUUCUCAAGAAAAUAGCCGGUUGGCUGAAGGAAGAUGGCCUUCUGUUUCUCCAUCAUUUCUGCCAUAAGGCAUUUGCUUAUCAUUUUGAGGACAAAAAUGAAGAUGACUGGAUUACUAGGUAUUUCUUUACUGGAGGAACAAUGCCUUCCGCAAAUCUCCUCCUUUAUUUCCAGGAUGAUGUUACUGUUGUCAACCAUUGGCUUGUCAACGGUAAACACUAUGCACAGACGAGCGAAGAAUGGCUCAAAAGAAUGGACCAAAACUUGACUUCCAUCAAGCCGAUUAUGGAGUCAACAUAUGGCAAGGAGUCAGCUGUUAAGUGGACUGUCUAUUGGAGAACGUUCUUCAUAGCCGUAGCAGAACUAUUUGGCUACAAUAAUGGUGAAGAAUGGAUGGUUGCACAUUUCCUAUUUAAGAAGAAAUGAACUUAACCAGAAAUCAAAUUUUCCUUCCGUCCACCUGGGCAUGAAGAUUCCAACCAAAGAUGCAUAUUCUGAUGACCGUACCUUCAUGGAUUCAGACGGUGCAUUUUGGUUCCCAUUUAUAUGCAAUCUCGUGGCUGCAAGACCUUAAAAAGGAGCACGUGCGACUUAUCAUUUUGGUUAUAGAAAAUUAGAAACCUUUCAUAUUAUGCCAUUAAAGCUAUCAUCAGUGUUCAUUUUCCUUUUGUCCAAAGACGUUUUGACAUAAUAUUCUAAUAUUCAUCCAAAAAUGAAACAGAAAGAGGGAAAGACUUGUAUGAUU
Molecule: messenger RNA, 1480 nt
Organism: Neltuma alba
Lineage: Eukaryota; Viridiplantae; Streptophyta; Magnoliopsida; Fabales; Fabaceae
Product: (S)-coclaurine N-methyltransferase
Exons: 8
Coding region: 94-1161 (355 amino acids)
Biological process (GO): lipid biosynthetic process
Source: RefSeq, a predicted model, not a curated record